AUGCCGCUGCGGUAUUACUUGACCUUUAUCGAUGAUGAAGAACUGCCAGAGGCUCCCAGCACGCUUCUGCGGGCCUCGAGCUGUGAGCCGGCUCGUGUGGUGGACAGGGAAUCUGAGGAGGAGGAGGAGCAGGAGCUGUCUGAGCAGGUAGCCAGGCUGGCUGAUCGCGCUGCCCUCCUCACAUCCUCACGCCUGACGAGCCCGGCUUCGGCUGCGGCAGCUCCGAUCGUCCCGAGUCCGGCGCCAGGUCCGGCGCCGAGUGCGGCGACGGUGGGCAUCGCCAUGUCCCCAGGCAGCUUGCCAGGCAGCCGAGGGCAUCCGGAGCUUUGCCGCCGGCCCUGCUUGCACUUCUUCUCGCGCCAGGGGUGCCAGCGCGAAGCAGACUGCGUGUACUGUCACCUGCCCCACCCUCAGCGCGCCGUGAGCUUGGACAAGCGCUCGCGGGAGCUGGUGGCCGCCUUGGCACCACGCAGCCUGCUGGCGCUUCUGCUGCCGCUCCUCCGCGCUCGUGUUGAAGCCAUGGCCGACGGGCGCGGCAGCGCCGCGCUUUGCCAGAGGGCAAGGGCUUUCGUGUUGGCCUUGGAGCAGGAAGCCGUGCAGCUCGGGCCGCCGACACCUCCCGAGUGUCAGAAGAUUGUGAAGCGGCUGAAGCUGAUGACCUUUGCGAUGCUGAUGGGCUUGAUUGUCCGGUGCCCUGCUCCCUCGGUGGCUCUUGUGGCUGAAGAGGCGCUGGAGGAGAUGCGUCGGCUCUGA
Messenger RNA from Effrenium voratum, 753 nucleotides. The record is from the annotation of a GenBank genome assembly. NCBI's taxonomy places the organism in Eukaryota, Dinophyceae, Suessiales, Symbiodiniaceae.